Molecule: messenger RNA, 1149 nt
Organism: Arctia plantaginis
Lineage: Eukaryota; Metazoa; Arthropoda; Insecta; Lepidoptera; Erebidae
Source: the annotation of a GenBank genome assembly
AUGAAGCAAGAACAUAACGAUCAUUACUUACUACGAUGGCUCAGAGCGAGGCAAUGGGAUCCAGUCGCAGCGGAGAAAAUGCUGAGAGAUUCCCUAAAAUGGAGAGAGAAGUGGGGUAUCGACAAAGAACUUCAGACCUGGCAAGCUCCAGACGUUCUAGAUAAAUAUUUUCCUAGCGGCAGCACCGGUUUCGACAAAGAAGGUUCACCAGUGAUCAUCGUCCCGUUUGUGGGUUUAGACAUCUGGGGUCUACUUCACUCUGUAUCUAAAACCGACGUGAUCCGUCAGAUCUUGAGACAUUUGGAGAACUACCUCACGAUAGCAAGAAGUCAGGCUGCUGAACGAGGACCUAACGCUUUGAAGGUGGUAGUAAUAUUCGACAUGGAAGGGUUCCACAUAAGACAGUAUGCGUGGAAGCCGGCGGCUGAGUUGGUCUUCACGCUGUUACAGCUGUACGAAGCCAACUAUCCUGAAAUAUUGAAGAUUUGUUAUAUAGUUAAUGCACCAAAAGUAUUCUCGUUGGCGUUCUCCGUUAUCAAGAAGUUCAUGCACGAGUAUACGAUAUCUAAGAUAAAGAUCUACGGGUCUGAUGCUAAGAAGUGGCAGGCGCAAGUGGUGUCCGUGGUUGACAAGGAUCAACUGCCCGUGCACUACGGAGGCACCAUGGUCGAUGAAAGCGGGGAUCCGAAAUGUGGGCUACUUGUCAAGCCAGGUGGUAAAAUUCCUAAAAGCUACUACACUGACAACCCAGGGUUGGAUUCGUCAGAGAAUGGGUACACAAAAGUUACAAUCAAGACGGGCGAGAAACACGUUAUCGAUUUACUUUGCUCUGAUAACGACAGUGUGUUGAAGUGGGAUUGCGGAGUGGAAAGCCAUGACAUCAAGUUUUUAAUUAAGCGUCGCGAUGAGGAUGGCAACGAGACCAUUGUGCACGGGCCACAAAAACUAAGUGAAGGACCUUCUGAGAUUGGUGUGAUGGCAGUUACUGGUCCUGCUACUUACUCAGUGAUAUUUGACAACAAGAACGCGUUUCUACGUAACAAGAAGGUAUAUUACGAUUUACUGCUCACAGUACCGUCCAAGGACCUGAACUUGGAUGAUGAGCCUACCGAGGACAAGAAAUCAGUAGCUUGCAGUGCUAAAGAAUGA